Canariomyces notabilis is the source of this 1990-nucleotide messenger RNA. RefSeq names its product NicO-domain-containing protein. Gene Ontology annotation, molecular function: nickel cation transmembrane transporter activity. The coding region runs from base 444 to 1682 and encodes 412 amino acids. The transcript is spliced from 3 exons. Gene Ontology annotation, cellular component: plasma membrane. NCBI's taxonomy places the organism in Eukaryota, Fungi, Ascomycota, Sordariomycetes, Sordariales, Chaetomiaceae. The record is from RefSeq and is a predicted model, not a curated record. Gene Ontology annotation, biological process: nickel cation transmembrane transport.
CACAAAAUCAUUCCGCAUGGCAAGACUUGGAGACCAAGUUACAUUGGCAUCACGACGUGUUCCACCUCCAAGAAAAAUGCCUGACAACUUUUCCCAUAUUAUCUCCACUCUUGCAUGCAGAGUGACCAAUGCCGAUAACGAAAACCCAACACAAUCGAGUAAUGGCAAGAUAAGCGCCGUGUAAAUGUGAGGAUGCGAGUCGACACGCGACUACCGGUUCAUGAUUUUAACCCCUCCUGCCAGCCAACGCUUCGAGGCUACCAUAUACCCAAAACUUCAUCCCUUCUUCCUGUUCCUUUAUAUCGUUAAGGGGUACGAAGUAGGUGGGAUCAAAACAACUCACCAUUUCACCACCAGCCCCUACCCCUCCAUCAAGCUCACCACUCCCCCUCCGCACGCGCACCUCGACCCCUAGCCUUCAACUUUCAAGAAACCAACACAACAUGAAAGCCACCCUUCGAAAAUGGCACUCCCACCUGGGGCCCUUGCGCGCCAUCCCGCUGUCAGCGCUGUCCCUGAUCGCCCUCCUGCUCCUGGUCAACGCCAUCGUGUGGACCGCCGCGGGGACUUUGUUACAUUACAACCCCAAACUCAUCUCCCCCGCCGUGCUCUCGUACACGCUCGGCCUCCGCCACGCACUCGACGCCGACCAUAUUAGUGCCAUCGACCUCAUGACCCGCCGGCUAAUUGCCUCGGGCCAGAGGCCGGUGGCGGUGGGGACGUUUUUCAGUCUCGGGCACUCGACCGUGGUCAUCGUCACGUGUGUGGUGGUGGCGGCCACGGCGGGGGCGCUGCGCGAGCGCUUCGAUAACUUCCAGCGCAUUGGGGGCAUCAUUGGCACGAGCGUGUCGGCGGCCUUCCUGCUGCUUCUCUGUGCCGGGAACGGGUGGGUGCUGUGGCGGCUGGUGCGGAGGCUGCGGGCUGUCUUGGAGGAGCAGCGGGUCGCCGUCGCCAGGGACCAACGGGGCGGGACUAGCGAGAGCGAGAGUGUGAGUGACGCCGGCGAGGUUGAUGUCGACGUGGCCGGGACAGCUACAGGGCAGAUGCAGCAUCUGGAAGGCAUCGGGUUUCUCGGCAGGGUGUUUCGCGGCGUGUUCAGGAUCGUGGACAGGCCCUGGAAGAUGCUGCCGUUGGGGAUCCUGUUUGGGCUGGGUUUUGAUACCAGCUCCGAAAUUGCUAUCUUGGGCAUUGCGAGCAUCCAGGCGGCUGCUGGGACGAGUAUGUGGGUCAUAUUGAUCUUUCCCGCGCUGUUUACUGCUGGCAUGUGCCUUCUUGAUACCACCGACGGCGCCCUCAUGAUGGCUUUGUACACCUCCAAAGCAUUCUCCAGAGACGUGGUGGCCAUCCUGUACUACUCCAUUGUCCUGACUGGAAUCACUGUGUUCGUCUCGGCUUUCAUCGGCAUAAUCCAGGUCUUGUCGCUCAUUGAGCACGUUGCUGAGCCCGAUGGGAGCUUUUGGGAAGGCGUCGGCGCCAUUGGAGACUACUACGACGUUAUUGGCGGCUGUAUAUGCGGUGUCUUCCUCCUUGUUGGCCUCGGUUCGGUGGUGAUUUAUCGACCUUGGAGAAGGCGGAUGGACAGGAGAGUUUCUGGGCACGGGGAUGAGACGGAACCGCGGAGCCCGGAUGCACUGAUUCCUCCAGAAGCCGCUCGAGACCUCGGAUACGGCACGACUGUUUGAGUGAGAAGGGGAGGCAAUUCAGGGGCUCAUCCAGGAUCCCGCAAUGCAAGGCGGGCGGUGCGUGUCAGUCAUGUGAAUGCCACACGCAACGUCGGGAUUCUCACGAAGUGCCCACCCAACCCACUGUAUAUCGUGGGUAUCCGGACUACGCGUUGUCGGCUUCCAGGAGAGACGAAAGACGAAUGCGCAGUUGGCAUAAGGAAGCGGUUGGGAUAGCUAAGAUACCCAAAUAGAAACCUUACAUCUGGUUGUCAUGGACAACUUAGCCUUCCCUAGGUUUCGGCAUUAUCCAACGAAUGUUGACAGUU